AUGGCUUCAUCCCUGGGGUCCGACGAUAAUGCCUUCCAGGUUUUGAUUAAUGUAUCAAACGAUGAUCCAGCUCAUUUGCAAUCACUCUAUGAAAACCAUCGCGUUGGCCGGAAUGAACAACAACGCGCCAAAAUCCUGGCAGAAAGCUUUCCCGGUUGGAGUCUAGACGAAAUUCUCAAGCGGCUGGAUGGCCCUGAAAAGGAAGACGGCUUUAUGGAUCCUCGGAACUGUCUUGUCAUUUGGGCCAGACCCUCACCUCCGGUUCAGGACCUGAUAUCGUUUGUGCAGUGGUCAUGCCAUAUUGGUGUAGAAGAUAAGCUUAUAGUCAUGGCAGCACUAUGGCUUAUGCCCCUGGAGAAUCUACACACAACAGUCUUGGAAGUAGCGCAUUCCCUUACGGAGACUCAAAUCGAGGACCUCGUUCAAACACUCCAAUCUUCCCAAAAUGUGACGGGCCCACAGAUCGCUGAAUAUCCACUCACUCAUCGUGCACGCCUCUUAAAGCCAAUGGUGAGCUUUGAUGCUUCUGCAAUGGCACUCAGCUUCGUCCCAGCAGCUGGCGAGGGAUUAGACGCUUAUGAUGACGGUGAUAACUACACAUAUCACCAUCUUCGUCGCGAUAUCUUCGACAUGACUCGGCAGACCGGUCUUCCUGUUGUUUCGCGGUAUAUUGUUCCCUCGGCGCAUCUGACUAUUGCGCGGUUCAUCACGCAAAAUGGGUUUUCUGCGAUGGGGACUAAUGGAGUAGAGCAAGUUGACCGGUCGCAGGUGAAUUUGCUGGUUAAUAGAAUUGAUGUGAUCAAUCAGAAGCUUCAAAAUGAGUACUGGCCGCAAAGCAAUGGGAGUAUCAAGGCGGGUGGAGAGUGGAUCGUUGGAAAGGAUAAUGGGCUGGUGAUUCGAAGGGGCCGGCUUUGGUAUGGUGGUGGUGAGACUGUAUCUUUUGACAGGAGUGUCUGA
Molecule: messenger RNA, 957 nt
Organism: Penicillium riverlandense
Lineage: Eukaryota; Fungi; Ascomycota; Eurotiomycetes; Eurotiales; Aspergillaceae
Exons: 3
Coding region: 1-957 (318 amino acids)
Source: RefSeq, a predicted model, not a curated record